CUCUUUGUCAUUUUGAUCAUGGGAAAAUCAAAGCAACAACCAAAGACCAAAGGCAAUUUGAAACCUGCUAGUAGUAGUCGAGCAGCAGAAACAAGUAUUGGUCAAACCAAUACCUCUCUAUCUUUUACUAAUUUGGGUGGGUUUGCCCAGUUUGCUAGUCCAGCCACAACUUCUCAUAUUUUAUCACGACCUUCUACACCUGGAUCUGAUGGUGGUGAUAUUUCAAUUGAUAUUGAUCCUGAAUUAUCUGUUAUCCUGAAAAAGAUCAACAAACGCGACUCUAUCACCAAACUCAAAGCUCUAGAAGAAUUGAAUACUUAUUUGAAUGAACAUAUCUCAGUAAUUCAAUCUAUUGUAUCUACUUGGGUCUCGAUUUACAACAAAGUUGCUUUGGAUGUCGAUAGACGCGUACGUCUUGCUGGUAAUCAAAUUCAUCAACUAGUGACUCUUCAAGCGAAAAAGAAAUUGGCUCCUUAUUUGAAAGAUUUUAUUGGUGUUUGGAUGUUAAAUAUGUAUGAUCAAAGCAAGGAUGUUGCUAAACUGGCGAAAUUGACCUUUGAAGCCGUAUUUGCUGAAGAUAAACGACAAGGGGUGAUUGUCUUUUGUCAAAAGGAUAUACUUGAUUAUACAUCUGAAAUGUUAUUGAUAAAGACGGUCGAAACUCUCAGUGAUGCUAGAUAUGUGUCUCCUGAAGAUAUGGCAGCCAAAUAUGCAAGAGUGAUGGCAUCAAGUUUGUAUACUUUGUCACAUCUCAUUACAUCUCUUCCUGAAGAUGAACGAAUCAAGGUCAAAAAUGACUAUGAUGCCUUAUUUGAUACAACAGCUUUGUGGAAAUUUGUUACUCAUGAAAGCCCUGUGAUUCGACGAUCUAUAUAUCAUCUCAUCAAGAAUUUAUUAGUACAUUGGCCAGCUAUUUUGGAAUCUCGUCUUGAUUUGAUAUGUCCCGAUUUUUUUGGUACUGUCUUUGGUGAUAAAGAUGCCUCAGUACAUUCUGAAAUGUGGGAUGCUUUAUUAUUGAUGACAAAGAAGUAUCCUGACUCCUGGAUGAUUAUCAACAAGAAGAAACCUGCAUUAUCCAAGCUAUGCAACUUCCUCCGAAAUGGUCUCAAUGGAUCUCUCAAUAUUGCCUACCCAAGUAUGAUCGCUUUACUUGCCAAUUUACCGUCUCAAUUAAUGAAUUCUCCCAAUUUUUACAAGGAUGUAUUUACCAAUUUUUGGAAAGGCUUGUCAAGUAGUAUCAUUGAUAAAUCCAACUCCCAUGUUCUAGUCAAUGCUUAUUGUGAAUGUGUUACCUACUUCGCCAUUACAAAAAGUACAACCAAUCCCGAUGCAACAGCCUAUCUUGUGGAUUCGGCUCUUUAUGAUGCACUCAGAGCCUAUUUUAUACGCGCCAAAGAUACAGCAAUCGCUUAUGACAAAUUGAAUGAACAAUGUGGAAUAUACUUUGGUAACAACAUUAUUACUCUUAUCAAAUCUGAAGCCAAUAUCCCCAUGUCAUCUUUAUGGUCUAAAUUGGAUACACUAUGUGUACAAAUUAUCAUUGAUUGUGAUGGUCCUGCUGGUUCAGAAGUCGAUAUGUCCCUUUUUUGUCAACAAAUAGGAAUGAUCUUGUCUUGUAUACAUAAACAACUUCAAGGAACUGGAUCUUCUUCAAUAGAUUAUAAUAAUCCAGCUUAUACUCCUGUUGGUGAUUUGGUCCAAAGACUAUUUGUUGCCGCUCUGGACUCGUGCUUUGUACACAAGGAUUUCGCUUCGGAAUUGAUUGCAUUGGAUAAAGUAUUACUACAUGACUACGCAACUAUCAUUCUAAAGUGUCUCGAUACAGGUAAAGUCUCAAAGCAACUACUUUCUCUCUUGGACCAAGUGGCGGUUUCCUCCAUCCCUACUGUUGUGUCGACGUUUGUUAGCUUGAUAUCGAAUGUAGCAGAUGAAAGUAUGAUGAAGGAAUUAUGGAACAGUAUAACUGGGUAUUUGGUUACUUUGAAUUCAAAAGAUGGAACAUUACGACAAAUCAAUGGAUUGGCGUCACUAUUGGAUGAGAUUUACAUUCAAAAACCUCAAAUAAAUUAUCAAUCUGAAAAUCUUGAUAUUUUGGUGAAACAAGUUUCCAGCGACAUCCUGACAAGUUCCCCAGUAUUAGUUCAAAAUCAAAAUGAGCAAGAUGCCACGUUGCAACGCACGAUCAUGGAAAAAGUAUUUGUACAAAGCUUAUCUUUACAAAUGGAUUAUAAUUUAUUGUCAGAAGAAACUCUACAAGUGGUAUUAUCUUCUCUUGUGCCUACUCUCAAGUCAUUCAAUCAAUAUUACUAUUCUACUGAAGGCAAUAUCAACAAACAAAGUCUUGACUCCAGCUCCAAUGAAGAUGCAAUAAAUUAUUCAACGCGAUCUGUUUUAUCCAUCAUCCUUGCUCUUCUUGAACCCAAGGACGUAAUUGCUGUCAAGUUUCUUACUCAAUUUUCUCUAUCUGAUCUACCAAAUCAAGUUUUUGAUGCUAUGUUUGCUAAACCUGUGGAAGCGUUGUCUUCUACCGCCUCCUCUGUUGGGAACGACAAUCAAUUGGCUACUACUGACGAUACUAUUGGAGAUAUUCAAUUACUCGCUGGUAUUGUAUGGACAAAGAUGAUCGAUCUGAUGAACAACAACGAUUCUACGGAUAAAGAAAUACAAACCAAAUUCAGACAUGGCGUCCUCACCCACGUCAAGUCAUCUAUCACUGAUGUUAAAUGUAUUGCAAGUCCUUUAGAAUCCGUGAAUCGUUCCAACAAACUUUUAUCGGCUCUAUACCCUGAUACUACGACAACAGAAUAUCAACAAGCUCUUACUACUCUAGUAGGUGACUCGGCUAAAUGGAUCGAUUUGUAUGCUACAUUCCAAGAAAAGCGCACUCUUGAAUAUAUGGCAUCCUCUGUUACUGAUAUUUAUGCUGGUAUGGACUCUCAGACAUUAUGGGAAGACAAGGACGAAUUAUAUCCUAUACAGUACGAUAUCUAUGGUCUUAGUGCUUUGGGACGGCUGGCACUAUUCACUUCGGCAUUUAUUAUUCAAAAGCAAGUGGAUGUCGUCAGAUUUUUUAACGUAGAAGAUACCAAAGAUAUUUAUGAUCGUGACACGUUAUUACGCAUUAUGCUCUUAGUCUCCAUGGAAUGCUCACGAGGUUUUGAAAUGAAUGGACUCUGUCGUAUUUGGCAAUCAUCGACCUUAUAUACUCCAGCAACUACAUCAACAACAAUAUUAUCACCUUCAAAAAAUGCACUGAGGUUGGGCAUCACUGACUUUAUAACACAGACAAACACGAUAUUUAAUGCUUGGUUUGACCACAUGGUGAAAAAUCAAUUGAAAUCUUCUCCAUCCAUGACAACACACUUUUGCACAUCCUUAUACAAUUCUCUCAAAAAGGGCAGCAUUACUGACGAUGACAAUGGUCGCUUAUUCAAUUUCACCCUAAAUAGCUUGCGACAUCAGGGACAACAGUAUACGGACGCAUAUUAUGCCAUUUUUAUUCAAACAUUAAUGGAUCAACUACUAGAUCAGUAUCAAUGGACAAUCAAGGAAGUAGAACAAUGGCUACCAAUUUUGAAAGCUGAAGCAACUGAAGUAUCUCCUCUUAUCAAAGCUGCAUUGAUUACAUCCUUCAAAAAAGUAAUUGGUGAAACAUCUGGUUAUCAAUAUCUUUCAAGUGAUUUUGCGAAUAAAUUAUCAGGUGCAGAUAGUUUACAGAUCUUUGCUGACCGUCCAGAAGCUUGGGAAUGGUUAACACUAUUGAAUGCAUCCUCUAUCACAUUUGGCACCCUUCCUAUCCCACCUCAACGAUUGAUAUAUCUAGUAUCAACUAUUAAAGGUUGGUUCAAGCAAGACUUUGAUGAUCAUUUAGAAGUUAUUCACCGGAAAAAAAUACAUAUCCAAUUGGCACUUCUUUUCUCCAGCAUCUCUGAAUCUGUGCAAGAAGUAUCUGGUAGUCAUUGGGAUUUGUUUUUGGAUUGUGUUUAUGAGUGGCUAUCGUACAAUGAUGCUGAUGAAUAUGAUGAUUUACCCAUAAUGUACUAUGCGCUGCGUCUUUUAUCUAGGUUGAUAGAUUUGGGGACCGAAGGAAACUCAAAUAUCUUGGAAACUCUUAAUGAUCAUUGGAAAGGCAUUGGAAAUGCUGUAUGGAAAUGCUUUACAAAGGAAAAAGGUAUAUCUCUGCCUAUUAGUCAAUCUCGAAAACUAUAUCAAGAACUUUUGGCAGGAAUUGUUAACUAUAUUCCAUUCGUUAUAUUGAAGGAAAUUGUGAACUUUGGCGAGGUGAUUCAACACUUGGGCUCAACCAACGAUGUCUUGCAAAAACAAGCAUUCUUUAUUCUACAACAACUAGUCAAGGAAGAUACCAAAAAUUUAUCGGUGCAAUUGGAAUUCUCACAGCACGAAGAAGAUAAAGAAGAGAAACUAACAACUCGCCGAAUUCAUCCUGAUCUUUUUAAACGAUUAAUAACGAACGAACCUAUUUUAUCGAUGUGGGAUAUUGCAACUGUUGAAGAAAAGGAAUUUCAUGAAAUUUUUGGUUAUAUGCUGUCGUGGUUACUCAUGUUUGAACAUUUUGAUGAUAUUACAUUCAAACUGAAACAACAAUACACCGCUGAACUGAAGGAUGCCGAAGCUCUUGAUAAACUGAUACCAUUCUUAUUCAAGUUUUUGAAUCCUGUUACCGGGCAACCAGCAUUCGACCUCACUCCUUGGGAUUUCUCUAUUUAUGAUUUGGAAGGAUUUGAUAUUACGAUGGAUACAAGCUAUGCAUUAUUGGCCGGUCAUUUGUAUUACCAAACACUUCGACAUAUUCCAUCACUUGCUAGGCAAUGGUGGGUCAAUUACAGGCAACGGCAAUUGGUGAUAGCCGUGGAGCAAUACACCGAAAAGUACUUUAGCGGACUUUUGAUCGAUCAUGAAAUGGCACUGGUGAACCGAGCUGAUAUUAAGAAACAAUUGGAAGACAAUGAUAACGAAUUCAAGGUUAAAACAUUGAAGGCAGGCAAUGAAGUCAGUGCUAUUUACAACGUGGAUGAACAAGAAAUGCGAAUCUCUAUCAAGUUACCAAACAAUUAUCCUUUACAGCAAAUCCAAGUGGAAGGGGUACAGAAAGUAGGCGUUAGUGAUAAACAAUGGCGUGGAUGGAUGUUUGCUAUUGCAGCUGUCAUUGGAUCUCAGAAUGGAAAUAUUGUCGAUGCAUUGACUGUCUGCAAACGGAAUAUCAACCUUCAUUUUGAGGGUAUAGGUGAUUGUGUGAUUUGUUACUCUAUUAUCAGUGUCCAAGAUCGAUCUAUUCCAACAAAACAAUGUCGUACUUGCAAGAACAAAUUCCAUGCUAGUUGUUUAUAUAAGUGGUUCCGAUCAUCCAACUCUGCCAGUUGUCCUUUAUGUAGAACUGUAUUUUAGAUUGAUAUCAGCUUAGUGAUAUAAUUCACUAUGUAUAUGGAAAAAUAAAGAUUAGGUGUUAUGCGGUAGUUCAAAAUGGUGAGAAUUUGUACCACUAAUUUUGC
Molecule: messenger RNA, 5510 nt
Organism: Halteromyces radiatus
Lineage: Eukaryota; Fungi; Mucoromycota; Mucoromycetes; Mucorales; Cunninghamellaceae
Exons: 26
Coding region: 19-5406 (1795 amino acids)
Biological process (GO): ribosome-associated ubiquitin-dependent protein catabolic process; rescue of stalled cytosolic ribosome
Cellular component (GO): cytosol; RQC complex
Molecular function (GO): zinc ion binding; ubiquitin protein ligase activity; ribosomal large subunit binding
Source: RefSeq, a predicted model, not a curated record